GUUGCCUUCUGACCGACAGAUCGAACAAGCCAAUCGAGCGCAGUGCAGGCCAUUGAAGUGAAGCAAACAACAAAAAAAGAAAGAAAAACUCACAGCAAGGCGGCACUCCGAGGGCAGUGCACAGAGAAACGAGCAGCAAGGAUAACGUCGACAGUGUCAAGUGCUUGCAGUGUGGCAAAUAAAUCCAAUCAAGCCAAUCAACCAAUCAAUCAAUCAAUCAUGUUCAAGUUCGUGUGCCUUUUCGCGCUGAUCGCCACAACGGCGGCAGCCGCCUCCGAGGCGGACAGUCUGCUGACAAGUGCCCUGAAAAUGGUCAAGGAUUGCGGCGAUCGCUCGAUGGUGCUGUGUAUGAAGGAACGCGCUCUGCACUAUUUCGAUACGGAGAACGGCGACGUGAGGCUGACCGAGGGCAUUGCUCUGGUGAAGACAGACGACAUACCCGUGGGCCGUUCCCUCAACGACAUCCAGCUGCCCGAGGAGGUGGAGUCCCGCGAGGCUGAGGUCGACUCUCUGCUGGUGGAGCGUGUGGCGCGCUUCUUUGGCACUCACACUCUGCAGUUCAAGGUGCCCAAGGACUCGAUUCAGGACAUGCAGCGGGUGCUCGAGGAGUCGCGCGGCAAGAAGAAGGAGAAGAAGAAGUACCUGAUGCCCCUGCUGCUGCUGUUCAAGCUGAAGAUGGCCGCCCUGCUGCCCCUGGCCAUCGGCUUCCUGGCACUGAUCUCAUUCAAGGCCCUGGUCAUCGGCAAGAUCGCCCUGCUGCUCUCCGGCAUCAUUGGCCUGAAGAAGCUGCUGGAGUCCAAGAAGGAGAACUACGAGGUGGUGGCGCAUCCCCACUACGAGCACGAGCACAGCUACGGACGGGCCCUGCCCGGCGGCAUGGAGUCCCAGAAUCUGGCCUACGCGGCGUACAAGCAAUAAGCCAAUAAUAGCCAAAAAGAGACGAUGCCAAUCCUGCAGCAGAAAACAAACAAACAAAAAGCAAUAUUCAGUGCAAUAAGGCGAGAAGAGAGAGAGAGAGAGAGGAAGAGCUGGGAGAAAGCUGAAUGGGCGAUCCAUGGCUCAUUUAAUUUAUUCUAUUUAUUUAAUUUAUUUUUAUAGCAUAGUUCAUGCAAAGCUUACACGUAAGGCGCCAUCAUCUGCAAUUGUCCGAAGGAAUAAGUCCAAAUAGGGAAUAAGCUCAAAUCACGCAGGGGGGGAAGGAGGCUGGAGGAGGCGUUGGGCUGCGGCUGCGGCUGCGGCAGCCUUUACCUUAAUGUAACUUUUGUAUUAAUAAUACUCAGAGCUUUACUAUUGACUAUUUUAACGCUAUACGCUUUACGCUUUACGCUUUACGCUUAACUCCAACUACAACUAAAACUAAUCUAAACUUAACUAUUUAAACUUUGAACUGCUGCGAGGCGCUCGCUUCCAGCCACCCACCCCCCACAGACAGUCUUCAAAAUCAAUAAAACAAAU
This is a messenger RNA of Drosophila guanche, 1455 nucleotides long. RefSeq lists its product as uncharacterized. Lineage: Eukaryota; Metazoa; Arthropoda; Insecta; Diptera; Drosophilidae. The coding region runs from base 220 to 918 and encodes 232 amino acids. The record is from RefSeq and is a predicted model, not a curated record. The transcript is spliced from 3 exons.